Molecule: messenger RNA, 687 nt
Organism: Magallana angulata
Lineage: Eukaryota; Metazoa; Mollusca; Bivalvia; Ostreida; Ostreidae
Exons: 5
Coding region: 1-687 (228 amino acids)
Source: RefSeq, a predicted model, not a curated record
AUGACACCUGUAUUCUGUAUGGCUGUUUGCUGGAUUGUGAUGUUAGGAUUUAGUUUAUUUGCAGAACCUAAACCUUGCAAAGAUGAUUGGGCGCUAAUUUUUCAUGCACCAAGUGGAAAUGGCGAAGAUGUCUUAAAUACAUGGAAAACCAGACACAACAACUGUGAUAUCGUAUCUGGAAUCUGUCCAUGUUCGAUGAGUGAUGGCUGUCUGCCGCCUAAAGCCAGAAUUGAAACUUACAAAUCACCUUCAAAAACUUUAAGAAGUCCCUUUAUAGAUUACUGGGAUUGCUUGAAUAUCAACAAAGUCAAAUUUGAACUAAACGUUCAGGGGGACACAGUAGCUUUCCUUGAAUUUGAUGGAAGAGAUUCAAACUAUUUAAACUGGUUUAACAACAGCAGAAUCUUAAAUUCAAGUUGGACCGAUUUGGAUAAAAGUGAAACUUACAAUGUUUUUUCCAUCGACACAGAGUCAAUGUUUGGGAGAAACUUCUUCAUCAACAAAAAUAAUGGAGUCUGUCAUGUACGUAGUGGAUGGUUAGUUGUAAAGGAAAAAACUAAUCUCUGUGAAUGGGAUAAACACACAACGUAUCCCCAAUUCUUGUACAGCCAACAUGGAAAAGUCACCAGGUGGAUCGCUAAGGAAUACGGAAAAGCAGAUGUUCUCAAUGUAUACAUCCAAAAUUGA